Molecule: messenger RNA, 351 nt
Organism: Eimeria tenella
Lineage: Eukaryota; Apicomplexa; Conoidasida; Eucoccidiorida; Eimeriidae
Exons: 1
Coding region: 1-351 (116 amino acids)
Source: RefSeq, a predicted model, not a curated record
AUGGUAGCAGCAGCAGCAGUAGCUAAUCCCGUGCCACGCAUAGAAAACAGAAAUCCUGUUUACGAAGAGAAGCUGCUGUCAGCCUUGAGGGCGAAGGGCCCCAUGCAGCAGCUGGUCACCUGCUGCGCCCAGUCCAGAUCAGCAAAUCGGCGAUUUACGGGGCUAUUCUUGCUCCUAAUGCCAUUUCUGGGCCUGGCUUGUCUCAGGUUAAGAGAGAGAAAGGCUUCAGAGAGUGCUUACAGCAGCAACUGCGAGAGCGCCUGCUCCAGCUGGAGCGGCUACUGGACUCGAGGGGCCCCUGCACCUACAAGCUCGGCAUACUUGGGGGGCCCAUCUGGAACAGAGGAGUAA